This is a messenger RNA of Amorphotheca resinae ATCC 22711, 2785 nucleotides long. RefSeq lists its product as hypothetical. Lineage: Eukaryota; Fungi; Ascomycota; Leotiomycetes; Helotiales; Amorphothecaceae. Gene Ontology annotation, cellular component: Mon1-Ccz1 complex; intracellular membrane-bounded organelle. The transcript is spliced from 2 exons. Gene Ontology annotation, biological process: vesicle-mediated transport. The coding region runs from base 71 to 2662 and encodes 863 amino acids. The record is from RefSeq and is a predicted model, not a curated record.
CACGACCGCAAGACGGCAACGGGAUGUCUGAGUUUCCAACAACUCUCCCCGACACCAUUCCAAAGAUGCGAUGUCUCAUACUCCAGAUCUAUCCCAGAGGGUAGUCCCGGCCCAAUUGGGCUUCCUGGCCAUCUACAACCCUUCACUAGGCACGACGGACGAAACCCUCGACAAUCAAAUCGUCUACUACUACUCUUCCACCGACUCGCGAGGAGAUCGGACGAGAAAGCGGACUGCGCUGGACCCCAAGUCUGCCCAAGAUGCCGCUCGAGAGCAGAAGAAUGAGCAGUUGAGGCAGGUCGGACUCGCCCAAGGCAUGGUAGAAUUUGGUCGAAGCUUUUCAGACGGCAAAUCCGUGAGCACAGUCGAAACAGAGAAGUCGCGCAUUAUACUUCAUGAAUUAGAGCCCGGCUGGUGGAUUUUAGCUUCGAUCAAUUUGACAAUCCUACCCGGCACUAUCAAGACACCUGCUACUAAAGGGAAAGCAGCUGGCGAGCAACGAACGAUCGAAUAUUCGUCGCGCGAAGUCAAACCACCGGUCUUGCUCCUCGGGGAUCUUCUUCAAGCCCAUUCGAUAUUUCUUCUUCACCAUGCCUCUUCGUUGAGUGCGCUCUUCGCUCGGACAAAGCGAUCAAAAUUCAUGACCACACUUGGUCGUUAUUGGGAUAUGUUUCUGUCGACAUGGAAUGUGCUUAUGCAUGGAAAUCCAGCCAACAGUCUUUACGGAGGAAUCAAGAUUGCAGCAUGCGGGGAGCUAGGAAUGGGCACGGGUGAAGCCGGCGAGGGAGCUCGAGGUAGAGGAGAACGCGAAGUUCUCGAAGGUUUUGUUGGUCGGGUGGAUGGGCUGGUUGACAUGAUAGUGUCCAAGUUCGGAGACGGGGGUUUAUCUCCGGAAUCAGAAACAAAUGCAGGCAAAGAUACACAACCUCGAACAAAACCGACCGAACCUUGGCUUGGCUCUGGAGAUGACCCAGCCGCAGAAGACGGUGCCAUCUUUCUAGGUACUGGCGCACUGUCAAGGAAAUCCCUUCGUGAUGUCUCGCAUUGGGUGGAGGAUCUUUACAGGUGGGGUCCUCAUGCGUACGGUGUAAUGGACAAUUCCACCACCCAUCGUCGCAACAAGAAAUCAAGAGGAACACUACGGACCAGACAGAAGGAACUAUCUCCCGCGGCCCAAGAGGACUCCGGGAGAGAACAUGAAGUAAGCCUUCGUAACGGAGCUCCUCGGCGACCGAGUACUCUUCGACAAGGCUCAACGAGAACAGUAUCGCCGACACCAAUUGGCGAAGGAGAUCCUCCAGGCGAGCACAAAGCUAAAGAAUCACGACCGGACCCUGUGCAGAGACAGUCUAGUCAGACGAACACGGAUAGCGACUCAAAUAAGAGCAGCACAUUUGUUCAGUAUCUUAAACUCGGCUAUGGGACACAUUGGUCUGUCAGUGGCUCAUCAAGCAAAGAUAAACCUCCUGGUGAAGCGCCAGCGGCCGAACGAAAUUCGCCCAUCGUUGCAGAUGUUUCAGCUAAGGAUGCAGCCUCCAACGGUCUGGCGAACGUUGACGGCACAUCUGAGAAGCCCAUGGAUGUUCGCGACGACUCUGCGGGUCAUUAUCUGAUAGGACUUAUGGGUGACAUUGAAGGGGAGGUCGAAGAGGAUCUGCCCAAUGCUGACGCUGAUAUUCACACGCUUUUCGGCAACAACGAUAGCUACAAUUCAAGGUUACACUUGCGGACAUUGACUGUUGAAUUGGAGCGCGAAAAGAAUGCACGGGAUGACGAGGCUGAGGUUAGCGCUGAUCUGGGAAAUACCGGCGAGCCACCGAAGACUCCUGGAUCUGAACCCAUAGGAAAAUCCACUGCGUCGUUCGAGAGUGAGGAUCGGAAUAGAACAAAGGAGCUUCAAGUUGUUGUCUAUGUGAAUAGGCCAUUCAUCUUUGUUCUUCUCUUCGAAUUGAGAACGUUUGCUCUUGGAUUGUCAAGUCUAUACCGUUCUCUGCAUUACCAGUUUGGGCCACUGAUAAAGCCGUUGCUCGCCGCAACCUCCCUUCAGGCGUCUAAACCAGAUAUCAAUUCCAACGACACAGGGGGCCCCAAUAAUCCAAUAUAUGACCUUGUUUGGGAUCCGGAAUUGCUCACUGUCACCUCAACCAUACCCAAUAUACCUGAUCCGUAUCAGACGCUUUCAAAGUCAUACCAGCCACCUCCAUGGUCUCGUAUCGAAGCACUGAAUACACACAUGCAAAUUCUCAAUACCUACACUGCCACAACAGACAGCAUCGAGAUGGAACGUACAUGCAAGACCAGUCGAGGCUGGUGGGUUGUCUGGACACGAGUACCUGGCCUCGAACCUAAAACUCCAGGGCAUACCGACGAAAACGGAGUUAAUUCCCCAAGAGCUUCUGGGCUAACGUCUGGAGCAUCGGGUCUUAAGUCAGGGCCAGCACAUCCGUUCCUUGAAACCGCUUCCAAUACUCCGACAGGGAAGGAAAUCUUUUUGAUUCGGAGAGCGAGCGAUAAUGUUGGUGCCAGGUCUUCCAGUAUAUUUGCGAGCGGGUCAUCGGGAGGCCGUGAUACAGGAUGGGCAGCUGGACCAGGUAGGCUGGCACAAGGAAUUGGCAUCGAUACAAAAAGCUAUAUUGAGAGUUUACUGAAUCUCCACCGGUAGAAAUGCUGGCCAUUGGCUUUAGACUGCGUUCAGCCGGCCGACCCCUGGAAUGUGGGAGUUUGCACCCGGCUUGAGAGAAAUUUUACGAGAUAAUGUCAGUCUAGAAAUAAGACUUUUAGUUCC